This is a messenger RNA of Megalopta genalis, 675 nucleotides long. The record is from RefSeq and is a predicted model, not a curated record. NCBI's taxonomy places the organism in Eukaryota, Metazoa, Arthropoda, Insecta, Hymenoptera, Halictidae.
AUAGAACAUUAUAAUGUUUAAAAAUCGCGGGCCCGAGCUUCUAUAAAUUUUCGAGGCGGUUUUUGUUUUUGCUUUUUACUUAACGUUCGUAAAUAUACCCAGUUUAAAAUCGGUGCGUAGAACGUGCUGUUCUUUGAAAUCCAAAAAUCAAGUAUGUCUGCAUCACCCAUCGCAAGGCAGGCUACUCAAAGCCAAAGUAUACCUUUGAAGAAAAUAUUGUUCUCCGAUCCUAGUCAGUUACCUGCUGAUUAUUCAUCCACCCCUGGUGGAACGCUGUUUUCAACAACACCUGGAGGUACCCGCAUAGUUUAUGAACGUGAUUUCUUGAUGAAUUUACAAAAUUCUCCCAUAUCACGAACACCGCCACAGAAUAUAUCAUCGAUACCAGCUGAAUUGUUGAAAACUUCAUCUUUGAAUAGCAUAAUACCUGCAAAAACGCAAACUAACAGAGAUACACCAGCUAUAGAGGAAUCGGCAGAACAGUUUGAAAUGGACAUGUAAUAAACUCUGUGAUUAUGAUGUGUUCGCAUUGCAUCAGCCAUUUAUAUGAAUAGUAAUAACCAAGUUGAUUGAGGAAAACAUAUAAAUAAUGUACUCUUUUGUAUAAAUGUACUAUUGGAUCUUAUAGGUAUAAGUCUUCAAAAAGUUUUAUUAAAAAAUAUUGAUCAUAAUUGA